Molecule: messenger RNA, 1024 nt
Organism: Telopea speciosissima
Lineage: Eukaryota; Viridiplantae; Streptophyta; Magnoliopsida; Proteales; Proteaceae
Product: cytosolic sulfotransferase 15-like
Exons: 1
Coding region: 38-1024 (328 amino acids)
Biological process (GO): sulfation
Cellular component (GO): cytoplasm
Molecular function (GO): sulfotransferase activity
Source: RefSeq, a predicted model, not a curated record
UAGAGCUCAAGUUCCUAAAGUUCCUUCAACCUCUCCAAUGUCGAAUCCCCAAGUUGCUCCCAUGGAGUACUUUGAAGAAGAACAGGGAUUGAAUCAAGAGUGCAAAACCCUCCUCUCCUCCCUCCCCAGAGAGAAAGGAUGGGCUGCCAUUCAACUCUACCAAUACCAAGGCUUCUGGUACACUGCAAGGACACUUCAAGGAGUUCUCAAUUGCCAACAACACUUCCACGCCAACAUAGAUGAUCUAUUUCUCAUCACCAGUCCCAAAUCUGGCACCACUUGGCUAAAGGCCUUGGCCUUCACCAUUGUCAACCGCAACAAGUACUCUAGUUUCAACCACCCACUCCUUACCACUAACCCACAUGAGCUUGUUCCCUACUUAGAGGUCGACCUCUUCAUGAACAACCAAAAUCCUGAUCUCACCUCCUUCUCCUCUCCCAGGCUCUUCUGUAGCCAUCUCCCCUGUAUCUCUCUCCCUAAUUCUAUCAAACAGUUGGGCUGCAAACAGGUUUAUCUUUGUAGGAACCCAAGAGACAGCUUCAUCUCUCUUUGGCACUUCACAAACAAGUUGAGACCCCAAACAUUAGGAACCCUUUCACUGGAUGAGGAAUUUGAUAGGUUCUGUAGGGGUGUGUGUGUGAAUGGACCCUUUUGGGAUCAUGUCUUAGGAUACUGGAAACAGAGCUUGGAGAGACCUGACACAGUUUUGUUCUUGAAAUUUGAGGAGAUGAAGACUCAGCCCAGUGUCCAGGUGAGAAAGCUAGCUAAGUUCUUGGGUUUUCCAUUUACUGAAGUGGAGGAGAAGGAAGGGUUGGUGGAAGAGAUAUUGAGGUUGUGCAGUUUUGAUCAUUUGAGCAACUUGGAUGUGAACAAGAAUGGGAAGACAGUGUUUGGGGUUGAGAACAAUGCUUUCUUCAGGCGAGGUGAAGUGGGAGAUUGGGUCAAUCAUUUGACACCAGAGAUGAUAAAGAAGUUUGAACUGAUUGUGGAACAAAAAUUCUAUGGCUCUGGUUUAUCAUUUUAA